This is a messenger RNA of Rotaria sp. Silwood2, 6462 nucleotides long. Lineage: Eukaryota; Metazoa; Rotifera; Eurotatoria; Philodinida; Philodinidae. The record is from the annotation of a GenBank genome assembly.
AUGUUGAUCGACGAAACAAAUAUUGAUCAAAUAAUAAAUACAAUACAGAAACUUCAUCAAACAACAACUGAUCAUAGACUAAUUGAUUUAACUGAAUAUUUAACUGAGUUUUUUCAAUCUAUUCAACCAGAACAAUCAGAUUUAUUUCGUAUAUUAACAUGUCUUAUACAUGAUUAUCAAGAUUGUGCCGCAUUGAAAAUUGAAUUUCUUAAAGCACAAUGUUUAGAAACACUUUAUCGAAUAUUAGAUACUGAUGAAGACAAUAUAAUAUCAAUUUUAGAAUUUAUUAUUGAACUUUUGAGUAAUUCUGAAAAUGUUCAAGAAAAAUUUCUUCAUUUCAAUGGUUAUCAAAAAUUUUUUAAUUCACUUUGUUAUAUACAUUCACCAACAAUGGAUUUUAUUAAUCAAUUAAUUCUUCUUAUGAUUGAAAAAUCAACAUUACAAAAUGAAGAUCUAUUAACACAAACCAUUGAUUCAUUUGUUAUUUUGAAUAAUCCACACAUUGCUAUUUCACUUAUAUAUUGGAUACCAUAUUUAAUAGAUGUAUCAGAUCAACAUUAUGUUAUAUCAUCAAUAGAUAAAAUUGUAUUACGUUCAUUACAAAAUAAAAUGAUGGCUUGCUCAAAUGGACUAAUUUUUGCUUUACUUGAAAUACUCAACAAUAAUGAUGAGAAUUCAAAUAAAUUAGAAGAAAAAAUUGUAAUUGAUAUUUUUUCUUUAUUAGAAAAUUUAUCACGAUUUUCGAUAAAUCCACAAGAAAUUCGAUAUAUAUGUCAAUUCCUUUAUCAAAACACAUCAUUUAAAAAACAAUUAUUACAACUGUUAAUUAAAGCAGCUAAACAUGAUGAUCCAGAUGCACAACCAAUUUUAUCUUAUUUCGAUUUACAACAAGCAAAUAGUGGUAUUAUUUUACCUAUUAUUCGUCGAUGGCCAUCAUCAUCAACAACAUCAACAGCUCAUCAUUUUUCAUUUCAUUGCUGGUUAAAACUUAAUCAUGAAGUUCAUUCAUAUCCAUAUGAAGGACGUCGUCAAAUCUAUUCGUUCUAUUCUAAUUCAAUGGGUUUAGAAUCAUUUAUACGUUACUCAUCAUUAUUUAUAUCAAUAACUGAUCAUCGUGAACUUGUUUAUAUUGAAAUAUGUGAUUGUAAUGAUUUAAUUGAUGGUUAUUGGCAUUCAUUAACCAUUGUUCAUAAAGCACACCGACCAUCUUUAUUUGUUUCAGCAUUUCAAACAGUACAAACAUGUCAUUUAACUAUUUAUAUUGAUGGUUUAUUAAGGAAAGAAAUCAAAGAUUUUAAAUAUGUAUCAAUUAUAAAUGAUCCAAUUAUUUCAGCUUCAAUUGGUUUACCAAGUCAACCACCAAAAUUAUCGAUAUUAAAAAUAAAAAAUGAAUCAUUAUCAACAACAAUUGCUAAAACAAUGCAACCAUUGAAAGGAUUGCUUUCAUCAAAAACGAAAAGUUCAAUAAAUCGUAAAGACAAUCAAGGAUUUUAUUCACCAAAUGUCUUAAUCAUUGAUCCAAAUAUUCAAGAUACUGUAUUCGGUCAAUCAAUUUGUUUAUAUGGACAAUUAGCUUGUGUGUGGGUUCUGGCAGAAACAUUAGAUGAAUUACACGUAAAACAUUUACAUGCAAUGGGUAGUGAUUUCUGUCGUCAACGUCAUUUCUCAAUACUCCAUGAUGAUGCUUCAAAAUCUUCGACUAUAUUCGAUCUUCUUUCUAAUCAUUCACUUCAUGCUUAUCAUCCAUUGGCGUGUAAUGGUCACAUAUGUACUGAUGUAUCAGGCAGUUCUUCUCGAAUAAAUAAUGGUCGACUUAUCAAUGGAUUAUGUUUACGUCUUCAUCUAUUUUCUCAAUCAAUUUUUAAUUUAGGUGGUUGUGCAAUACUCUAUCCAUUAAUUGAAUUAUUUCAAGAAAAUGAUUAUGAUGAAUCAGACAAUCUACUCUCAUCAAAUGAAAAUAGAGAUUCAAAAGAAUCUUCAUCUGAUACUAAUAAACAGUUAUAUUCUAAUCCAAUUGCAUCAAUAAUAUAUCUGAUUCGUUGUAUUUUAUCAUCUUCAUCGACAAAUCUUUUAAUUGAACAAAUGACUAAACAUCACAAUAUUGAAAUAUUAGGAAAAUAUUUAAAUAAUAUUCCAUCAUUCUUUAUUGAUAAACAAUUAUUAAUUUCAAUUGAACAAUUAAUUGAAUCAAGUCAACUUAUUGAUCCAUCGCAUUUAUUAACAACUCAAUUAAUUCAAUAUAUUUUAUUUGAUUUUAAUUUAUGGAAUAAAUCUAAAUUUCAUAUAAGAAUAUUACAUUUACAAUAUAUAUCAAUUGUUAUUCAAUAUGAUAAAAAAUUUGAUCGAGAAAAAUUUCGUGUACAAUUCUUUUUAGAUAUUCUUAAACAACAUUUUAAAGACGAUACAGAUGAACAACAGCAAUUACGUAGCUCUAUUUAUGGAAUAAUUCAAUAUUUUAUUCAAAGUCAUGUUCAUAUACAAGAUUUAAAUGCACUUCUUUCUACUAUAUCAACAUUAUCAAUGUCAAAUGAUGUCAUAACUCAUGAAUUACUUGAUUUUAUUUUUGAAUUACUUGAUUCAUCAUCAAUAUCAACUGAAAGAAUAAUUGAACUUCUAUGUGAACCGAAUAUGAUUCAAGGAUUAUAUUCUCUUUUAGUUGUGAAUAAGUUAUCAAGUGAAACAAAAGAUAUUGUUUGGAAAAUAAUGAAAUGUCUUAUUGAAUCAAAACAAGUAUCACAACAAGCACAAGCUCAAUUAAGAUUAGAGACAAAUCAUAUUGGAUUUGGAGGUAUUAUAUCUGGAAUGGUACUUCGUGAAUUAAACCAAUCGAUUGUUGAAGAAAUUCUUAAUAUAAUUAUGACUUCUAAUUCAUUAAUUGCUAUUCAUCAUCUCAAUGUUGUUUUAACGCUUUUUGGUGCCGCAUCACUAGAAGUUCGUCGUAUAGUCGUGCGUAAACUAAUGACAUAUUUUAUCGAUCAUCCAUCUGCAUGUCAUUUGUAUGCUAAAUGUUAUGGAUGGCAAGAGACAUUAGCUAACUUUUUUGUUAAAGCACGUCGUUCAAACUUAGUACAGUUGUUACCUUAUGAAACCGUAGCUCCUGAUGUUUCAUCGACAUACAAAAAAGAUCAAAAUCUUAACUCAAGUGAAGAAAGUUCUGAUCAUAUAAAUUCCAAUGAUAGUAAUUUGCACUUAGUAUCAACAACGACAUUUGACAUAGCAUCAAGUUCAGACGAUCUAUCACAAACACGAUAUGAUCAGAAGCUUGAUUUAGCAUCAAUAGUCAAUAUAACAGCUGAUUUAGAUUUAAAAUUAAUAUGUACAUCUUCAGAUAGUUCUUUAACAUCAAAUUCUCUUGAUGCAUCGAUGAGUCUUUUAAGUAAUAAACAAGAUUUGGCUAUUGAUUUUCGCCAAUAUUCAAAUGAAACAACAAUCGCACCACUACAAUCAAAUUCUGCUAGUAAAGAAGAUCUCCUUGCCUUCUUUAAAAUAGGAGAUUCAUAUGACAAUAUUAUGGAGAUGGUUGACAAAGACAAUGAUCUAUCAUCAUCAUUACCACGAACAACUACUCGUACAAGUACAAGCAGUGCUGAAGAUUCAACAUUUUAUAUUCGAUCGUCUGUUAUUAGUAGUGAUGAUAAUACUCUUGAAGAAAUGUGCGAAACAUUACUCUUAGUGAUUGUUAUGAUUCUAUGGAAAGGAAUUGUCGAUUGUGAUGAUGCUGCUUGGAUAACUCGUGGUCAAAUAUUUUCGGCACUUCGUCAUCUUCAUCGUGAAUAUGAUUUAUUUUUACCAUUAGAUUAUAUUGAACGACGUAUCUUGGAAUUAAGUAUGGAAACAUGUUUAAUUGAUAUUAAAUUAGAUGGAGGAAUUAUUCCUAUACUUGAUACAAUGCUUAUAUUUAACAAGAAUGGUACUAGUGGUAGUGAAUCAAUAUCUGCAUGUGUUCCUUCUAAUGAUCAUCGGUCAGAAACAUCUUUCACUGGUCUUAAUAUUCUUCUUAUUCUUCUUGCUCAUUCAAAUAUAUCAUUUUCUGGAUUGGCAUCUAUUCGUAUUCAUUCAUUAUUAAAUUGUCAUCGAUUAAAUGGAAGAGAAGAAGCAGCUUAUCUUUUAUCGAGUGUUAAUAAUAUAUUUUCAUCGAUUUCAAAUAUUGAUGAUUCCGAACAUUGUACACAUUUGUUAUCAUUAAUGCACAUAAUUAUUGAUAAAUCUUUUGAUUUACUACAAAUCAACUUAUGCAUUCCAAACAUUUCAGUAUACAUAGCAAAAUCAAUGACACUAGAUGAUUUACGUCAAUGUAUUUCAUCAACAAAUCGUGAAGAUUGGCAAAUGUUUAUUCAAAAAAUUACUGAACCAUAUGCAGAUCAUUAUCGAUCAAUGUCUGUAAGACCAUUUCAAAUGAAUAUGAAAAUCUGGUGGAAUAAUUGUCAUGAAAUGAUGAAUAUUGGCAUACAUAAACGUAAUCGACAAAUUGAAGUAGAAAAACUAAAAUUUCAAAAUCAUAUUGUUCAACUAUGGCAUCAACGUAGUCGUUUACAUGAUGAACGUACAAUAAAAUUAAAUGAACAACACUGUAUUCGUCAAAUAUAUAUUGAUCAUAAAUGGAAAAAUCAAAAGAAAUAUUUAUAUGGUGAACGUGGUUUAUAUUUAAAUGAUAAAACUAUUAAAGAACGUUAUUGGAUGUUAUCUAAUCGAGAAAAUAUUCAUCGAAUGAGAUGUAAACUUAUUGAAAAUGAUUAUUUCAAUAAGCAUGAAGAAUCAAGUCGUCUGCGGGAUAACUUAGGUGUUGAUAAAACUGUUGAAACUGAUCAAAAUAUGUCGGGCAAAAUUUUAAAAAACGAACAAAGUCUAUAUUUGAUUGAUGAACACGAACUUUUCGAUGUUUUUAAUGAAAAUAAAUCAUAUGUUUCUGACAAAAAAGAACAUAUUAUUAUUGGAACAAAAUGUUCAUUAAUAACUUCAACAUCAAUAGCUGAUGGACAAUUUAUAACAACGGAUAAAUAUAUUUAUUUUUUCGAUUUAUCACAAUUAAAACCGUGUCAAAAUAAUUUCAAAUAUCCACUAUUAUGGUUACAAGAUAUAUAUUUACGUCGAUAUAAUUCACGUCCAACAGCCUUAGAAUUUUUUUUUAUUAAUCAAGCAAAUUUUCUUUUAAAUUUUGAUAAAAAUCCUGGAAGUGUUGACAAAAAAUUACGCCGUCAAAUUUUUCACAAACUCAUGUCGUUAAAAUUACCAUCGAUAAAAAGUGUUUUUUCAAGUUUAAUAACAACAAUAGCACCAGAAGAAAUUUUUAAAGAAUCAAAAAUAACUCAAAAAUGGAUUAAUCAUGAAAUAUCAAAUUUUGAUUAUUUAAUCAUGUUAAAUACAAUUGCUGGACGAACUUAUAAUGAUCUUAAUCAAUAUCCAAUAUUUCCAUGGAUAUUAAAAGAUUAUACAUCACAAGUAUUGGAUAUUAAUAAUCCAAAUGUUUUUCGAGAUUUGUCAAGACCUAUUGGAAUUCAAAAUCCAAAACAUAUUGAUGAAGUUAAACUUAAAUAUGAAUCAUUUGAUGAUCCAACUGGUUUGAUAAGAAAAUUUCAUUAUGGUACGCAUUGUUCAAAUGCGGCAGGUGUUAUGCAUUAUCUUAUUCGUAUGGAACCAUUUACUAAUUUACAUAUUCAAUUGCAAAGUGGAAAAUUUGACAUAGCAGAUCGACAAUUUCAUUCAUUUCAAUCAUCAUGGACAAAUAUAAUGGAUUCACCAAAUGAUGGAAAAGAAUUAAUACCGGAAUUUUUCUAUUUACCAGAAUUCCUUUUAAAUUCAAACAAAUUUGAUUUAGGAAAGCUUCAGUCUAAUGAUCAACAUGUAAAUGAUGUUCAAUUACCACCAUGGGCUCAUGAUUCACCAGAAGAAUUUAUUCGUCUACAUCGUUUAGCACUUGAAUCAGAUUAUGUUUCUACACAUCUUCAUGAAUGGAUUGACCUUAUUUUCGGUUACAAACAAAAAGGACAAGCAGCUAUUGAUGCACUUAAUGUAUUUAUGCAUUAUUCUUAUGAAAAAGUACCUGGUAUUAACACAAUUGAUGAUUCAGUAACACGUGAAGCCAUUGAUGGUAUGAUACAAAAUUUUGGACGUAUUCCAUAUCAACUACUAACUGAACCACAUCCACAACGGCAAUCACGUGAACAAGCAGCAUUUCAAAAUGACAUACAAGGACGUCCAUUAAAUAUAUUUCAAAAUUUACGUUAUAUGAAAGUAUAUUUCGUUGAAAUAACAUCUGCAAAUGAUGAAGUAUUGAGUCCAAUAAUAUAUAUAUCUAUACCAAAAAAUCAAAUUCGAUCUUUUAUACAGCAAGGUACACCCGAUACACUUGUUACUAUUAAUACCAAUGGUGUUGUGGGAAAUAAUGGUUGGCUUUCAUAUGAUAAAUCAUCAAAUAAUCUUUUUACCUUUGAACUAGAUGCAACAUUACAAUUUGAAAAGUAA